Messenger RNA from Paramisgurnus dabryanus, 5045 nucleotides. RefSeq lists its product as uncharacterized. NCBI's taxonomy places the organism in Eukaryota, Metazoa, Chordata, Actinopteri, Cypriniformes, Cobitidae. The record is from RefSeq and is a predicted model, not a curated record.
ACUAUAUGCCAAAUACAUGGACUUUCCCAAACACCCCUAUCGUUUCAUCAGCAAUGGACCCUUCCAAAAGUUCGCUCUGAAGUUGCCAGGUAACGGAGCGGGAGAGAGAACUGUAUAGCGGAGUUGGCUGCACGUUGUAAAUAGUUUAUAGACCGAAACAUGUGGAUUAAGUGCCAAAUUAUUUAAGUGUUUAUUGAUUAUGUAUACGUGUGCGUGCAUCACGAUAACCACACAUUUCUUAUUCAAUAAACAAACCAACAUUUCUUGAGAUAUCGUUGUCUUGACCAGCAACCUGUAGCCUUCAGCAAUCCAACCAGUGGUUGAAAAAGAGAUUUUACAUGGUCCUUCGAGCCGGAUGCUGACUGGCUACAGAGAUGUCUCAACCAAGGAAAGAAGCACCUGUUGUACGUCCACGACGACAAGUUAAACCCCCAGCUCAUUUGGUAGAUUACGAGCUUGGUGAUCCAUUACAGCAUCUACAGCCACUCCCUAUGACAGGGCGAAGCAGAGUACAGCCCCCAAGCAAUGCAGAUAAUUCCAGAUCGACUUCGCCUAUAAGUCAGGUGGCAGAGUAUGAGAAAUGGAGAUUAGAAGAUGAGUGGUAUGCGUCUGAUGAACAAGGAGAAGAUGUCGAGCUUAAAGCUAUAUUACGUACAGUGCAGAAUGAUAGCGCUGAUUUACGUCGUCAAACUAGUCAGCUGCCAUUGAUCAUGUCGGCAUUACAGGAGAUGCGAAUGCAGAAUGCCAUGUUACAUCAGGAGCUACAAAGCCUGAAAGCAGAACAGAGAGCUCAGUCAGUAAUACCACCACCCGCAUCCUUCGUUCCAGUGGCUAGUCCAGAGACCUCAUACUCAUAUCAUCCAGUGCCAGCUCCACGGACAAGAGCGCCACCACCUGCUUCCAUGAGAGCACUGCACCCAGUUCAAAAGGACGAGUACACUGACUUAACUGAGGACUUCAGGAAUUUAGACAUUUCUUCCUUCGCUCACGAGAGAGUACAAUCACGAGUACGACACAGCAGUCCGUUUCAACCCAGAUAUCCCCCAUCUUCUCAGCACAUCUCAUCUCAUCAGUCAAAGUUUGAGACUCCAGUACAUGAGCAAAUGCCACCUACUCCUCCAAAUAAGACUCAAGAUGUUAGUCAGCCUUCAUUUACACAGGAGAAAACAUACAAGGGCCCUGCUCCAACCAUUCCCUUUCUAACAUCUGCUGAUCCUAGACAAUUCUCUAGACUAAAAAUAGCCCUUGAGAACAUUCUGCCUGAGGAUGCAACCGAGCAUUUUAAAUUUCAGAUACUUACUGACCACCUGAAGCUGGAGGAGGCACUUCUUGUGUCAGAUUCAUACAGUAAUUCAAGGUUUCCUUUUACUAAUACCAUGAGAGCACUAAACAAAAUGUACGGUCAACCCCACCAGUUAGCCUUACAACGCAUCGCAGAUCUGAUGGAUGGACCAAACAUUCGUAGCGGUGAUGUGAAAGCUUUCCGGCUGUUUGGACUCCAUGUACGCUCAUUGGUUAGUAUGUUGGAACAACUUGGCCAGAAUGGAAUGACUGAGCUGGAGUGUGGAUCACAUGUUUCCAGACUUAUGAGCAAACUACCACAUGACCUCAGGUCCAGUUUUAAGAGGUAAAUACAUCCUCUGGGAGUUACCAUUCCUACAUUACUGGACUUCGCCGAAUGGCUUGAGUACGAGCUUCAGGUUCAGGAAGACCACACUGAUUACAGCCCGCAACUCAAACAAGUGUCAUCGGUUCAGAGAAAGGAAAUGAGGAAAGAGUAUAAGCAAAACCGCAAACCCACUGCCAUUUUCCUUGGAACAGAGAAACCAAAGGCUGCUUCAGUAUCGCUAGCUGAUCAACAGAGACCAACUGCUGCUAAGAGAGAAUUGGUGAAUGCUUACUGUGCAUACUGUGAUAACAACAGACAUUACCUGAAUAACUGCGAGAGCUUUAAGUAACUCAGCAAAGAACAGAAAGUGACUUGGAUUAGGAGCCAGAAUAGAUGCUGGCGCUGUGGACGCGGUCACCAAGCAGCGUACUGCACUCUGAAAGUUCUCUGUCAAACCUGUAACAGAAAGCACUUGGUUGCACUACAUGAUGUAAAUGAGAAAGGUAGAGAAACAGAAGAAUCUGUUCCGACCAGUGCAGUACUAUAUGUUGAUCGUCCCACCUGUGACAACAAGAUUCUGUUAAAAGUGACCAAAGUUUUGCUCAGAAAUGGCAACAAAGCUAUGGAGGCUUAUGCUGUACUUGAUGAUGGGUCAGAGCGAACCAUUAUCCUAAAUGAUGCAGUACAGAAGCUAAAACUGAAGGGACAGCCAGAGGACUUAGCCCUUCGCACAGUCAGGCAAGAGACACAGACCAUUCAUGGGGCGGCUGUAACAUUCACAGUGUCUUCAAUGGAUAACCCUCGUAAGGUUUUCAGGAUUCGGAGUGCCUUUACAGCUGAUAGCCUGGGACUAGCGGAGCACACCCACCCAGUAAAGGUACUUCAGAAAAGAUACAAACACCUUGUAGGUCUGCCGCUUCAGCAUUUUCACAAUGUGAAACCUGUGAUUCUUAUUGGUUCUGACUGCCCUCACCUCAUAACACCCAUAGAACCAGUCAGACUAGGCCCACCGGGUGGCCCUGCUGCUGUGAGAACACGCUUGGGAUGGACAUUACAGGGUCCAGCACAAGAUAUAACAACCAGAUUUUCCCCACAGCAUUGUCUCUUCACUAGCCUGCGACCCAUUGACAGCCUGUAUGCUGAUGUGGAGAAACUGUGGAAAAUGGACAUCCUCCCAUUUCAGAGUGAGAAAGUACUAACAAGGUCACGACAAGACCAGGAGUCCAUACAGCUACUCCAAGACAAAACAGUGAGAGUAGACGUUGAUGGAGUCCAGCGAUAUGCAACCCCUCUGCUACGUGUUAAGAACAUGCCAUUCCUUCAGGCACCCAAAGAAGCUGUACUGCCACAAUUACGGGGAAUUGAAAAUCGGUUGGAAAGAAAACCUGAUCAAGCAGCAGCAUACCAGGAAGAGAUAGUCAGGUUACAGAAAGCCGGCUACAUCAUGAAACUCAACCAUGAGCAGGUGAAACAGCCCAAGGAAACUUGGUACAUACCACACCAUAUGGUAGAGCAUAAUGGAAAGAACAGGGUCGUAUUCAACUGUUCAUUCACAUACAAAGGCCAAAAUUUAAAUGAGUUCUUGCUACCUGGUCCAACACUCAGUCCUUCUCUCCUGGCAGUUCUACUACGUUUCAGAGAACAUUCCAUUGCAGUUAGCAGCGACAUUCGUGGUAUGUUCCAUCAGGUGCGCCUUCUGCCUGAAGACAAGCCGCUGCUGCGAUUCCUAUGGAGAGAUUUACAGAAAGAUAAACCGCCAGAGGUAUAUGAAUGGCAAGUGCUUCCCUUUGGAACUACAUGCAGUCCCUGCUGUGUUACAUUUGCUUUACAGAAGCAUGUUCAGGAUCACAGUGAGUCCAUAGACACACAGGUUUCCGUGGAGAAAUCUUUUUAUGUUGACAACUGCCUUCAAAGCUUUGUCUCCAGUGAAAUGGCCAAAGACCUAGUAGACAGACUCCGCAGUCUCUUAAGCUCGGGAGGCUUUGACUUAAGGCAGUGGGCGAGCAAUGAUCCAUCAGUCAUCAGUCACUUACCAGCUGACGUUCAAUCCCAUAGCAGUAUUCAGUGGCUUAGUGAAGGUCAUCAGAACGCACAGGAGUCAACUCUUGGUUUGCACUGGCACUGUUUAUCAGACACCUUGUCAUAUAAACCUCGCAAUCUUGACCACUCCCCACCUACAAUGCGGAGCAUCUACCAUGUUCUAGCCAGCCAGUAUGACCCCAUUGGCUACAUUGUGCCAUUUACUACACGAGCCAAAGUAAUUGUGCAGAGAUUAUGGGACAAGAAGAGAGAGUGGGAUGACCCUAGAUUGCCUGAGGAACUGUUAAGCUCAUGGAAAGCCUGGGUGAACGAGCUGGACGAAUUACAAAACAUCAACUGGCCGAGGUGUUACUGUAGCAAAGAGCUCGAUCAUCAUACUAGUGUGAGGCAGAUUCAUAUUUUCUGUGAUGCUUUAGAGCAAGCUUACGGCUCCGUAGCAUACCUGCGGACGGAAGACCAGGGUAGAGUGGAAGUAGCCUUUGUCACCGCCCGAUCCCGUGUAGCUCCUAAGAAACAGCAAACCAUUCCUCGCUUGGAGCUAUGCGCCGCUCUGACUGGCGCACAACUUGCAAAAGUUUUGAGAACAGAGCUAACUUUGCCUAUCCAAAGCAUUACUCUGUGGUCUGAUUCCACAACUGUGCUUAACUGGCUUCUGUCACAAUCUUGCCGAUUCAAAGUGUUUGUAGGCACCAGAGUGGCUGAAAUACAGGAGCUCACGGAGUCUGAUACCUGGAGGUAUGUGCCUUCACAGGACAACCCUGCAGAUGACAUCACGAAAGGUAGAUCUAUCCGUGACAUAGGCCGUGAAAGCAGAUGGUACAGUGGGCCCAAAUUUCUUAGCCAAACAUCUCAUAGCUGGCCAGAUGUGCUGUCGCUAACCACCACUAAUCAUGACAACGAACUGAGAAAGUCAGCCUUUUGUGGUUUAACAGCUUCCACUGUGCCUACCCCAGACCUGCAGCAGUACUCAACCUAUACAGAUUUGCUAAAGGCCUAUAUUCAACAUGACAAUACACCAACAGCAGAUGACUAUAAAGGAGCAGAGCUGGCAGCUCUUCGUAAGAUUCAAACUGACUCCUUCGCAGAGGAACUGUCAUGCUUAAGAGCAAACAAACCCUUGCCAAAACAUAGUCGACUGUUAUGCUUAGCUCCUGUAUUCGAUGAUGUCAUAGAACUUAUACGUGUUGGUGGCCGCCUCCGUCAGAUCAGCCAACUGGAAGAAGAUGCCAUUCAUCCUAAUGGCCAGACAGGGUGUUUGCUGAGCUUCGAAGAAAGUACUGGGUGUUACGGGGACGAGCAGCAGUCAAAAGUCAUCAACGGCAAUGCACAGAGUGUCAAAGAUGGCGGGGACAACCACACCCUCCCAAAAUGGCAGAUCUUCCUCAGGCCAGAUUAA